AUGACGGAUGCUUUCAGAAGUGAAACGAACCAAGAGUUGGAUCGAGAGGAUUUGUCCUACAUUUCACCUGACAGAAUGAAAUUAAAAACAAGAACUCCCUACUUUGACCCACUGUGCUCCGCGCAGCAUUCUUCAGAUAACGGUGCACUGUGUCAACUGGAACUCUGUGGCAACCCGAAAGACACCAUCCUAUCAUCAGUAAUGUCAACUUGUUACAACUUUCCUUGUGCACUAAACGCACCAAAUGACUCCCUCACAAGUGACUUUUGGGCAAGUCGUGAAAUGAAGGUAUUGUACCACAGGCUGCGGGAACAUUUGAGCAAAUUAGGGUUGAUGGCGCUACCUUAUUCGCCUAUGGAUUGCGGGGCUACGCAUUCUUCACUGAUGACAAGUGGAUUAUCCAGAACUGAACAACCUCACCAUUCACAAAACUUUUUACGUCAGUCAUGUCCCAGUGCAUUUCGUUCGGUUCAAAAGCAACCAUGGAACCAUCCUGUCUCAGAGGAAGAUAAAAGAUUCGGUGCUCAGCUGAGAGCUUAUUCGGCGAUCCUUUUGCACACCUCUUUAAAAAACUUCCCCAAUACUAAGACAACCAUGUGCCCUGAUUUUUAUUUUUCAUCGUUACCCGGUGCAGCCAACUUCCUUCAGCCACUCUUAGCCCACUCAAUUCAACUUCAUGAACUUUCAGAGUCAGCUCCACUAGUAACCAGCCAUGAUACAUUUCCAAACCAAUCAGCUAUAGGAUGUUCUACCUCGUCUCAUCAAAAUAGCCUCCUGCUACAAAAUGAACAAGUCUGGUCUGUAUCUCCCGAAUCAAAGUCAUCAAGGCUUCAUGGCGCCUCAAUAGCGGAAGAUCAGUUUGCACUACUGACCCAAGAUCCAGGGCUGCGCAUCGCCACACUUCCACAAGUAGACCUGUACAGGAUACCCGAAAAUGACACUACUCAACCAGUGGACAACGGGACCCAGAGUAACUCAAACAACUGGUAA
Molecule: messenger RNA, 990 nt
Organism: Opisthorchis viverrini
Lineage: Eukaryota; Metazoa; Platyhelminthes; Trematoda; Opisthorchiida; Opisthorchiidae
Exons: 2
Coding region: 1-990 (329 amino acids)
Source: RefSeq, a predicted model, not a curated record